GUUUACUUACUUAUUCACCCAUCUCAACCAUGAACACAAACACAAAGGUCUACACCAUGUUUUUUCAUGUUCAAAAACACAAGGUCAAGGUCAAAUGUGAUGUAGUAACAAUAAUAGUAUGUCUCUCCCAUCUCCAUCCAUGUGAUACUCGUUUAUAAACUAUCAUCUCAAUGACCAAACUACCCUCACCCACAUCACUUGCAUGUAGUCAAUCCAUGUCUAUUCUCGUCCACACAACUCUCUCUCUCUCUCCUUCAAUCUCCCAUUUCCAUUAACUCCACCAACUCAGAUUUAGCAUCCACACUCACAAACCAUUUUCUUUCCUCUUCAAACUUCAAACAAAACUGAAAAAUGGAUGGAACCAAUAGAGGUGAAGCGGAACGGUGGCUCUACACAGCCAACAAGCUUCUUAGCGCGCGUGACUUACACGGCGCACGCUCAUUCGCUAUCCGGGCACGUGAAUCCGACCCGAGAUUUGAAGCUACCGAGCUUCUCCUAGCGGUUAUUGAUACUCUCUUAGCGGGUGAAGUUCAGAUCAAAGAACAUCUUGAUUACUACGCCAUUCUUCAAAUUCUUCGUUACACUCAGAACAUUGAGUACAUCGCCGUUCAGUACCGCCGUCUCGCCGUUCUGCUCGACCCUCACCGGAAUCCGUUCGCUUUUGCCGCUCAUGCUUUUUCUCUUGUUCAUGACGCCUGGUCCAUUUUCUCAAAUCCACAUAAGAAAGCUUUAUAUGAUGAACAGCUUCAUUUUCUUACUCAACCACCACCGCCGCAACCACCACCGCAACCUAUUCAACCGCCACUGCCUCCACCGCAACCUAUUCAACCACCAAAGCCGAAGCCGCAACCACAACCUAUUCAAACUCCUCCUCCAGUUCAGGUCAAUCAGAAUCACGGCCUUCAACAGAGGAACACCCCUAGGUCUUCCAAUCAAGCUAACGUAAUUACCGAGGGACAAAACAAUGGGCCGAGGCAGAGUCGGCGGAAUAUCGACGACCGGACUGGACCGAGUCAGAGCAAUGUCGACGAGCAAACUGAGCCUAAGCCUGCUGACACUGAAGCUGGAAGCUUUUGGACGGCGUGCCCUUACUGUUAUGCAAUGUUUGAGUAUCCUAAUGUUUAUCAGGAGUGUACACUCCGGUGUCAGAAUUGUAGGAAAGGGUUUCAUGCGGUGGUGGUACGGUCACCACCGGAGUUGAGUGAAAAUGGUAGUUUGUUCUGUAGCUUUGGGUAUAUCCCUUUAGGGUUUAGUGGAAAUUUUAAGGAUAUUAGUGGGUCAUCUUCGGAAUGGAACCCUAUUUCUACUUUGUUUCCUUGCUCUAUGAAAGGCGCUUCUUCCAAGAAGGGUUUUCAAAGAGAGCCUGUUGUUUAUUACGAUCAUGAUACGUGUGCGGCUUUCGCGGUGCUUUCUGAUGAAACUGAAGAUGAUACUGAUGAUGAUGAUGAUUGGUGGAGAGGGGAUGAUAGCAAUGAGAGGAAGAAGGUGGUUAUGACGAGGAGGAGUAUGAAAAGAAGAAGGACUGUUGGGGGUGGUGAUGGUGAUGAUGCUGGAAAGGGGCCUCUUGAUACUGGGAGGCCCAAGAGGGGGGUUCAGAAUGGUAAUGCUGGCGGCGGCGGUGGUGGUGACAAUGUGCAUGAUGGUGAGGCUGUUGAUCCUGCCUCUGCACCCGCGAAGCUGUCCAAUGUUGAAGCUAGUAAGAAAGCUGUGUUGGGUGGAUCGAGGAGGAGGGGUGCGGCCAAUUUAGGUAAAUUGGAUCUGAAUGUAGAGUUUAGCAAUGAGGUGGAAGAAGCUGCUGCUGGCGGAGCGAAAGAACGGAAUGUGAAUGGGACUGGAAAUCCUGAGGAUAAUAUUGAAGGAAUUGGGUUUUUUGAAGGGCUCGAUGAGUUCCUUAGUAGCUUACCAAUUCUAAAUGUUGUUGCCGAUGAUAAGGUUAAGGGUCAUUAGUCUUAUUGUUGUUGUACAGUGUAGGUGCUACUUGUAUUUUUUGAAGGGCUUGAUGAGAUCCUUAGUAGCUUACCAAUUCUAAAUGUUGUUGCAGAUGAUAAGGUUACCAGGUCAUUAGUCUUUAAGGUGCCUGAUUUAUUAUUGUUGUUGUACAAUGUAGCUGCUACAUGUAUGUUGUUACUUGUUGCACAAAUUUAUGCUGAACUUAUUCAUUAAUGUGAUUAAUUUAUCUCA
Molecule: messenger RNA, 2181 nt
Organism: Lathyrus oleraceus (garden pea)
Lineage: Eukaryota; Viridiplantae; Streptophyta; Magnoliopsida; Fabales; Fabaceae
Exons: 1
Coding region: 352-1947 (531 amino acids)
Source: RefSeq, a predicted model, not a curated record